GGAAGUGGUGCUUGUGGGUGGUGGGCGCAGCAUGGCGGAGCUGGAGGGCCCCGAGUUUGGCAAGGCUGACUUUGUCCUGCUGGAUGAAGUCACCAUGGAGCACUUCAUGGAGAACCUGCGCCUGCGGUUCUCAAAGGGCCGUAUCUACACCUACAUCGGAGAGGUGGUGGUGGCCAUGAACCCGUACCGGGCUCUGGAGCUGUACGGCCCCUCUGUGGUGGAGCAGUACCGGGGCCGUGAGCUCUACGAGCGCCCGCCGCAUCUCUUCGCCUUGGCUGAUGCUGCCUACAAGGCCAUGAAGCGCCGUGCCAAGGACACCUGCAUCGUCAUCUCAGGUGAGAGCGGCGCUGGCAAGACGGAGGCCAGCAAGUACAUCAUGCAGUACAUCGCAGCCAUCACCAAUCCAACGCAGCGUGCCGAGGUGGAGAGGGUGAAAAAUGUGCUGCUGAAGUCCAACUGUGUCCUGGAGGCCUUUGGCAAUGCCAAGACCAAUCGCAAUGACAACUCGAGCCGCUUUGGCAAGUACAUGGACAUCAACUUUGACUUCAAGGGAGACCCUACUGGUGGCCACAUCUACAAUUACCUCCUGGAGAAGUCCCGAGUCCUCCAGCAGCAGCCAGGAGAGAGGAACUUCCAUUCCUUCUACCAGCUGCUGCUGGGAGCCCCUGAGGCACUGCUGGCCUCACUGCACCUCCAGCGGGAUCCCACUGCAUACUGCUACACCCAGCAGGGCACCCAGGGCAGCGUGAGUGGGGCAGGGAUGGCUGGGGGGGUGGGGGUCUCGGGGGUCCCGUCCCUCACCUGCCUCCUCCAGGCUGACAGUGAUGAUGCGCGUGGCUACCGGGCGGUGGAGGAGGCGAUGGCAGUCAUUGGCUUCACCCCAGAGGAGGUGGGCGCUGUGCGACGCAUCCUAGCAGCCAUCCUGCACCUGGGCAACGUGAGGUUCGUGGCAGACGAUGAGGUGGCGGUGCUGGAGGCAGUGGAGCAGCUGGCUGUGCUGGCCCAGCUGACAGGAACAACACCGGAGCAGCUCCGCCAGGCACUGCUGGCCCGCACUGUGGCCACGGGAGGUGGGGAGCUCAUCACGAAGGGUCACAGCCCCACCGAGGCCGCCUAUGGCAGGGAUGCCUGUGCCAAGGCCAUCUAUGAACGGCUCUUUGGAUGGAUCGUAGGGCGCAUCAAUGCCAGCAUCACCGCACGUGGCUACGAUGUCCGGCAGCAUGGCAAGAGCACCGUCAUCGGAGUCCUGGACAUCUAUGGCUUCGAGAUCUUUGAUACCAACAGCUUCGAACAGUUCUGCAUCAACUACUGCAACGAGAAGCUGCAGCAGCUUUUCAUCGAGCUCAUCCUGAGGCAGGAGCAGGCGGAGUACCAGCGCGAGGGCAUCACCUGGCAGAACAUUGAGUACUUCAGCAACGAGCCUAUCGUGGAGCUGGUGGAGCAGCCACACCGUGGCAUCCUGGCGCUGCUGGAUGAGGCCUGCUUGGCUGUGGGGACCGUCACUGAUGCCCUCUUCCUGGCCAACAUGGAUGCCCGCCUGGGCCAUCACCCACACUACAGCAGCCGCAAGCUCUGCCCCACCGACAAGACCAUGGAGUUUGACCGUGACUUCCGCAUCAAGCACUACGCUGGAGAUGUCACGUACUCCGUGGAAGGUUUCCUGGACAAGAACAAGGACACACUAUUCCAGGACUUCAAACGGCUCCUCUACAACAGCAUGGACCCUGUGCUGCAUGCCAUGUGGCCCGAUGGUGAGCAGAGCAUCACUGAGGUCACCAAGCGCCCACUGACCGCCGCCACGCUCUUCAAGAACUCCAUUGUGGCCCUGGUGGAAAACCUUGCUUCCAAGGAGCCAUACUAUGUGCGCUGCAUCAAGCCUAAUGACCAGAAGUCUCCAGUGCUGUUCGACGAGGAGCGGUGCCGGCACCAGGUCGCCUAUCUGGGGCUGUUAGAGAACGUGCGUGUGCGCCGUGCCGGCUUCGCCUACCGCCAGCCCUACGACCGCUUCCUGCAGAGGUACAAGAUGACGUGUGAAUACACGUGGCCCAACCACCUGAUGGCCACUGACCGUGAGGCCACGCAGACCCUUAUGGAGCAGCAUGGCUUCCAGGAUGAUGUGGCUUAUGGCCACACCAAAGUCUUCAUCCGCACGCCCCGCACUCUCUUCUGCCUUGAGCAGGAGCGGGCGCAGCUCAUCCCCAUUAUUGUCCUGCUUCUGCAAAAGGCUUGGCGUGGAGCCCUGGCCCGGCGACGGUGCCGGUACCUGCGUGCCGCCUACGCCAUCAUGGGCUACUACAAGCGGCACAAGGUGAAGGCAUACCUGCUGGAGCUGAUACGGCGCUUCCAGGGCGUGCGCUCCAUGCCCGACUUUGGCAAGAGCCUGGCAUGGCCGGAGCCGCCGGCUGUGCUGGGCCGCUUCCAGGAGAACAGCCAGCAUCUCUUCCGCAGGUGGCGAGCGCGGCAGAUCGUUAAGAACAUCCCUCCCUCCGACAUGGCGCAGAUCCGGGCCAAGGUGGCCGCCAUGGGGGUUCUGCAUGGGCUGCGGAAGGACUGGGGGUGCCAGCGGGGCUGGGUGCGCGACUACCUGUCCUCGGCCAGCGAGAACCCAGGCUUGGCGCUGCCCUUCGCCCACCGCGUGCAGGCUCUACGUGACAAGGUGCACUUUGGCACUGUCCUCUUUUCCAGCCAUGUCCGUAAGAUCAACCGCUUCAACAAGAGCCGGGACCGUGCCAUCCUGAUCACUGACCAGCACCUCUACAAGUUGGAGCCCCGGAAGCAGUACCGAGUGAUGCGGGAGCUGCCGCUCAGCAUGGUGACGGGGCUGAGUGUGACGAGCUGCCGGGCGCAGCUGGUGGUCUUCCACACGCAGAACCACGAUGACCUGGCUGUCUGCCUACACAAGACACAGCCUCGGGGGGAUGAGCGGGUGGGUGAGCUGGUGGGCGUCCUGCUGGAGCACUGCCGAACGACCAAGCGGGAGCUGCAGGUCCAUGUCUCCGAUCGCAUCCAGCUGAGCCUCCGCGGGCGCAAGAGAUUGCUGACUGUGGAAACUCAGCCUGAUGUGGCUGCUCCUGAUUUCCGCAAGAGUCGCGAUGGUUUUGUGCUCUACUGGACUGGGAGCUGAGGGGGGUGGACAUCGUGUCCCCCACUGCUGCCACCAGUGCUGUGGUGACAGGGGACAGCUGUGUCCUGCAUCCCUGCCCCAUGCCCUGCCCCUCUAGGUCUUCCCAGGACUCUGCCUGGGUGUAUCCACUGCAGCCCCACAGCAGCCCCAGGGCUGGCAUCACCCCCAUCCCAGCAUCCCCCCAUCCCCCUUGCAAGGUAAUGCUGAAACCUUUGUGUGCACUGAGAAUAAAGAGCUGGCGGCAGUGUC
Molecule: messenger RNA, 3373 nt
Organism: Lagopus leucura (white-tailed ptarmigan)
Lineage: Eukaryota; Metazoa; Chordata; Aves; Galliformes; Phasianidae
Gene: MYO1G
Product: myosin IG
Exons: 21
Coding region: 32-3124 (1030 amino acids)
Biological process (GO): actin filament organization; vesicle transport along actin filament
Cellular component (GO): microvillus; cytoplasm; plasma membrane
Molecular function (GO): ATP binding; actin filament binding; microfilament motor activity
Source: RefSeq, a predicted model, not a curated record